CGAAACAGAGCUUUAAUGUUUUCAUUCAAGCAUUUUGAUGAACUAACAGAAUCCUGCACGUUGCAGUGCGUGAAAUUCAAGACCGACCAGGCCCAAGAUGUGAAAAAGAUGGAGAAACUUAACAAUAUCUUCUUUGGACUCAUGGUCCGGGGUCCUGAUGUUGACAUAGCUGAAGUUACGGGUAAGGAGCCUGCCGAGCAGCAGGUUUCCAAGAAAGGAAGAGGAAGGAGACAGUAAAUGAACCCAGGUUCUACAGACACAAGUUUAUGUAUUUGAUUGAGUGAAAUCAUGGAAAUUAUUGCUUGUUUUGUCUUUUAAUUCCACUCAAACCUUCAAAAAGAAAUCAAAAUGCAACUCUUCUUGUUACAAGUUGGUUUUUAUCAUACAAUUCACCUUAUAAUCCUAUGUUGGUAGUUAGUAAGCUCGCCCAAGAAUUUACUAACAUACCAAUUAACAUCUGAAAUGUUCUUGCAGUCUGUCUUUUCAUCUGAAUUCUGAUUUCAAUUUCAGAUUAAGGUAAAAACAUCUGAAUUUGCUUGCUUU
Dendrobium catenatum is the source of this 543-nucleotide messenger RNA. Its product is annotated as signal recognition particle 9 kDa protein. Gene Ontology annotation, biological process: SRP-dependent cotranslational protein targeting to membrane. The record is from RefSeq and is a predicted model, not a curated record. Lineage: Eukaryota; Viridiplantae; Streptophyta; Magnoliopsida; Asparagales; Orchidaceae. Gene Ontology annotation, cellular component: signal recognition particle, endoplasmic reticulum targeting. The transcript has 2 exons. Gene Ontology annotation, molecular function: 7S RNA binding. Bases 16 to 237 code for a protein of 73 amino acids.